UUCACUUUUAUAGACGAUCUCUUUACCCUUCUCCUUCAUGCUAAACCCCCUCCAUGAUUUUCUUUAAUUACUAUUGCAUACGCAUGCGCUUAUUCAUAGUUAUAUAUCAUUUUUGAUGAUAAAUCGUUGAAUAAGUUUUGAAAAUUUCGCAAAAAUGGCACUCGUUUAUAUUGAAGACAACGAUCCUUGGUUAACGGAAUAUGAUGCUUGUGAGAAACUUUUCAGAGAAAUUAUGGAACAAUUUACAGCACGCAAUAAACAUUCAAAAACUUUGCAAACAUAUGCAAGUAUAUCUGCAAAUAUACGAAUACGUAUAAAACAAUAUAAUCGUGAAGUUCAACAACUUAAAGAUAAAGUAGAUGAUGCAUUAAAGUCUAAAGCCAUAACUGUUGAAGAAGCAGAACGAAGAAUACGUCAAAUAGAAAUAUUGAAGAGUAGGGAUGUACAUUUACAAGAGUUGUGUGAUGCACGUACAAAUAAUUUUGCUUCCUCUCGUGCAAAUUUACUUACAUCAGGGACAUCAGCUUUUGCAGAUGGAGGUACAACUUCUUGGGCAGCUGAUGAUGAUGAUAAUGGUGAUGAUGAUAAACUUAUAGAUACACAAAUAUCCAUUGCUGAUCUUAUGUCACAACGAGAUAGAACCUUAGAAGAGCAAAAUAAAGGUUUAGAGGAGUUAUGUAAAGUUAUUGCAAGACAAAAAGAAAUUGGUCAGACUAUUAGUAAUGAAGUAAAUCAUCAAAAUGAAAUAAUUGAUCAUCUAGCUGAUCAUAUGGAUAGAACUGAUGAAUCAUUAAUUAACAGGACACAUCACGUGAGAACUAUUAGUUUUAAAGAUCGUACAUGUGGCUAUUGGAUAGUAAUAAUUUUUCUUUUUAUUUGUAUUAUCACAGUUGUUUUACUUCCAUAAUUUUUAAUAUAUUUGAUUAUAAUAUAUAAGAACAAUAGGUAUCUCUUUUAAUGUAAUUUUAAUAUAUUCUGUAAAUAUGUAUAAAAAUUAUAUUCUUACAAAUUAUUGCAUUUUACGUUUUUAACUAUUUACUAAUUUCAGUAUUCAUUA
Messenger RNA from Apis laboriosa (Himalayan honeybee), 1057 nucleotides. RefSeq names its product syntaxin-8 (gene Syx8). The record is from RefSeq and is a predicted model, not a curated record. Gene Ontology annotation, biological process: intracellular protein transport; vesicle fusion. Gene Ontology annotation, molecular function: SNAP receptor activity; SNARE binding. The transcript is spliced from 6 exons. Lineage: Eukaryota; Metazoa; Arthropoda; Insecta; Hymenoptera; Apidae. Gene Ontology annotation, cellular component: SNARE complex; endomembrane system. Bases 155 to 907 code for a protein of 250 amino acids.